Ipomoea triloba (trilobed morning glory) is the source of this 1285-nucleotide messenger RNA. Its product is annotated as putative late blight resistance protein homolog R1B-14. The record is from RefSeq and is a predicted model, not a curated record. The transcript is spliced from 3 exons. Gene Ontology annotation, biological process: protein folding. Gene Ontology annotation, molecular function: alpha-tubulin binding. Bases 69 to 1022 code for a protein of 317 amino acids. Lineage: Eukaryota; Viridiplantae; Streptophyta; Magnoliopsida; Solanales; Convolvulaceae.
GGUUGGUGCACCCAUGUUUGAAACUACUAAGAGUAUUGGAUUUAUCUUUACUUAAAUACUCUCAUGGCAUGCCUAGUGGAAUAGCGGAUUUAAUUCAUUUGAGAUACUUGGCUUUAAGCACCAUAGGUUCUGUUUAUAAGUUUAGAUUCUCUAAGCUUCAAAAUUUGCAAACUCUAGUUGUUUCUUCAUGGAUGGGAGGGUGUCAUUUGCAACUGCCAAGUAAUAUUUUGGAUUUGUUACAAUUGAGGCACUUGCAUCUUGAAAAAAGAUAUUCACAGUGUCUCCCAAGCUUGAUUCAAGAGAAUUUGCAAACUCUUUAUUGGUUGAAAGUUGCUAGCUCAAACCAAAAUAAAAAUUUUAAAAUGGUUCCACAAUUGAAGGAGCUAGGGAUUUACAUUGAAGGUGAGUUGGUGCAUGGUUGUCUUGAGAGCCUUGUUCAUUUACAUCUACUUGAAAAAUUGAAGGUUGAAAUAGGAAGGGUAGAGCGCUUUUAUCUUCCUACUUCUUUUCCUCCAAAUCUUAAACAGUUGACACUUCGUUAUACUUAUGUGCCAUGGAAGGAGAUACACAUUGUUGGGAAGUUGCCCAACUUGGAGACUCUCAAACUAAAGGAUUUUGCAUUUUGCGGCUCAAAGUGGGAACAAACAGAGAUGGGAUUUAAAAAAUUAAAGGUGCUUCUCAUUUCACGCUUAGAUUUCACAAGUUGGAAUGCAAGUGCUAAUCAUUUUCCUAUUUUGGAGAAAUUAGUCCUGAAAUAUUGCUGGGAAUUAAAACAAGUUCCAAUUGAUUUUGCCAACAUCGAAACAUUGAAAUCAAUUGUGCUAGAGAGUUGUUAUUCUUCUCUUGUGAAUUCUGCACAUGAAAUUAGUAAGAUGUCUACUUAUGAGAAUCAGAGGAGGGGAGAUGAACCUGCAUUCAUUGUUGAUGAUCUUGGAACUAAGAUUGACUUGCCAAGUAAUGAGAUUUUUGAAGAAGAAAGUGUUGAAUGUUCGAUGGAAGACAGCGACGAAACAUUUUGUUAAUUUUGUGUUUGAUAAAAGCUUAUGAAAAUCAAGUAAAUUUACAGAGUCUUUCUCUUCGUCCGUGUAACGGUCCGGGGUUCGGGGUCCACCCACGUUCGCUCCGGGAGGCACGGGAGCUGGCCCAGGGGAAAUCGUCACUUAUGGGAAUUGAACCCGGAUUCUCCCGAAAUUCCUCCCCACAAAGAGAGCUCACUUGCAACUUGAGCUACCCCACUGGGUUAGAAAGAUGAUCUCUGAUCUCUAGCAAUGAGGGCGUUGUUGUC